AUGACGCGACUGCCAAAUAGUAAAUUAGUCCAAUUCGGACUUCGAGGGUUACUACCAAAAAUCAAUGCACCUUCAACCGCCUUUUUAAAGUCAAACGAAACUACCUUACGACUUCUCUCUACUAAUACACGCUUACUGCUGUCUACUUCUAGUAGCUGUACUAGUAGUAGUUGGUGGUUUUCACGUCGUCCGUUUGGUAAUGGUGAUUCCGUGGCAUGUUAUAGUACCGGGGGGACAGGAAAAGAUAAUAAGGACCUGCCGUUUAAGACAUAUCGGUUUUAUCCGGAACAAAGAGAAGACGCUGUUGAAAAGAAAAAAAGCGCAAUAAUUGUUUUGCAGGAAUGGUGGGGCUUUACUGAACAGAUCAGAUUACAUGCGCAACGUAUCACGGAUGGCACGCGAGCCAUCUCCAUAGUUCCAGACAUAUAUAACGGAAAACUUGGAUUAUCCCGUGAGGAAGCUAGUCACUUGAUGAAUAAUUUGGAUUGGAAACAAGCUACUUUGGAUUUAUCCAAGUUAGUCGAGGCGUUAAGAAGGGAGAAUUAUACACAUAUUGCGUCAAUUGGAUUUUGUAUGGGCGGUGCACUUAAUCUUGCACUUGCUGCACAUUUAUCUAUAACACAAGCACCGCUGAGUGCUGUUAUCACGUGUUAUGGUGUUCCGCCACGGACUCUGUGCGAUAUAUCAACAGUUGCUGUGAAAACGCCUGUACAGGGGCAUUUUGGCAACGAGGAUAAAACGACUGGAUUCACAAAUUCAUUAGAGCGUCAACUCGGAGAAGGCAUCGAACUACACACCACCAAUGGCAUCGGUCAACCUAUCGAGAUUUAUCGAUAUGAUGGAGAAGGACACGCGUUCCUAAACAACGAGUCAUGGGCCAAAGAACGACGAAAGGAAUUGGGAUUUGUGGGUGGUGAAAAUAAAGAGGCUAAUGGAAUUGAUGAUGUGUUGUAUGUGAUUGGAUUGGCCUGUUUGUUGGUUGAUCUUUUCGGGUGGAAUGACGAGUAUGUUAAAGAUUUGAGUUUCGAGCAAGACAUUUUUUGGUUUUGGCAUUGUAGAGACAAAGAAAUAGAAAUACAGCACCAAGAAGAACAACAGCAGCCAGAGCAACAAGUCAUCGAAGCUCAUGAGCUUCAGAGAAUUAAACUUGGACAAAGAUUACAUGAGGCGAAUGAGCAAAUUCGAACUCUGAGAGAAGCUUAUGUUAUCUUGGAGGAUAAAUUAGAGACUACCAUCAAUACCAAAAUACAAGCUGCAAAUACUGAAUUAUCAGAUAAGAUUGGUCUGUUGGAAAGAGAUUUGGCAGAAGCUAAAGAUGAAGUCGAACUAUACAAGGCAAAAUUUUCCGAUGCACACGAAAAAGCACAAUCUCUUGAGCACUCGCUAACCGCGGAACAGCGCGCUCGUGAAGAAGAAAAGAUUCGGUAUGAAAGCGAGAAACGUGAAUACGAAUCACUGAAAAAUAUGUAUGAGCAGGAAAAGAAUACGACUGGUGAUGUGCAUACAAAGUAUGAGUCGGAGAAAUUACGACUUGAUGACCAAGUUCGUCGGUUGGAGAGUGAACAUAGCGGUUUGCAAAAUACCAUGAAUGAGCUCCGAGCACAAAUGCUUGCUGUGGAACGUGAACGCGAUCUAGCAAACUCUCAGGUUCACAACUACAAAAUACAAUACGAACGAGCCCUCAACGAGAAACUCACUGCCGACCGCCGCUCACAACUAGAACUCGAAAAACUGCGCAACGACUACAAUUUUCUCCAGAAAGAAAGCGCCAUGUACCAACGCAAACACCAAAACGACCAAAUGAAUCUCGAGCAACUCGCUCGCUCCGAAGAAGAACUAAAGAAUCUGCUCGAGCAGCACAAACAACAACUCGGCAUGAUGGAACAACUAUUGUCCGAAAAAGAGUCACAGUGCAGUCAGCAAGAGGGACGGAUCAUGGAAUUGUCGCGAAAUUUGGAGGAGGCUGAAAAACUUGCGGCGGUUGCGAUUGAUUCGCCGAAUGCAGCUGGGAUGAUUGUGUUGGGAAAUCAUGGAAAGUCGUUGCCAGAUAUGAUGAGAGAGCAUCGGUCGAUGUCGAUCGAGUUGAUUGAAACUAGAGCUAAAUUGAGGAAUAUUGAGAAUGAGAAUCGGAGGAUUGAAGAUUCUAUGAAGAAAAUGGUUAAGGAAAUUCUUCAGACUGCACCGAUUCUCAAGUCGCGAAAUGAAGAUUCUAAGCGUAAAUCACAAGAAAUUGACAAUCUUCUGCGCGAAUUAAAAAUCAAAGAGGAUCUGUUGAUACAGAACUCAAAUGAGCUACAAACUCUCAAGGCCCAAUACAAGUCUCUUACAACAGACUAUUCCAAAUUGCAAAAUGAAAAAGAAAUUUUGUCACGCCACAAUACAUACUUUGUGCAAGAACUCGAAAGCCGACCCUCAGUAGGUAUUCACACACCUGUCUACACAUCUCGCGAGAACGAUAUCGGGUUCCGAAAUCUCGAGGAAAUGUACACGCAAAAUGUGUCAAUGACUUCAGAAAUUAAUGGGUUGUCGCGACAACUACAAGAGCUUUCGGAGAAAACUAAAGAUUUGGAAAGCUUUGCUGCGGAGAAUAUCCGAUUGCGUUCAGAGAUUGAUGUUUUGAGGAUUCGGCUCAAGGUGGUGCCUGAACAGACUCCUGGUGGUGGUGCUGGUACUUCGGCUACGCCGAAUAUUACUCCGAAUGUGGGUUCUGUUCCUAAUAAUCAGGAAGCAGCUUAUUAUAAGAAGGAGGCUGAGUCGCUUCAAGCAAGAGUGAACGAGCUUAUGUCAGCUAGGGAAGAGCUUAGCAACGAUUGUAAAGAACUGAGACAAGAGUUGAAUGAAGCUAAAUCAAUAAGUAGCAAAUAUCAAGUGGCUCAACAUCAGCUUGAAGUUUAUCAACAAUGGUUGGAUUCUGAACGAGAGCGAGGCAAGAAACAAGAAGACGAGCAUAAUAAAAUGCUUGAGCUUCGGUAUACGGAAAUACGUGACUUGCGUGGUCAAUUGCAUGCUCUUCAAGAAGAAUUGAAUCCUAUCAAAAUGGAUUUGCGACAGCGAAACGCAAGCUACACCGACCUAAUGGAAACCCACCACAACCUUCAAAAACAGAACCAACAAAUGAUUUCAAACUGGCAAAAAGAAAUCGAGACCGUUAAGUCCAAAGAAAAAGAAGUCACGCAAUUGUCCACGGAAAAGAAUCAAACACUCCAAGAACUACAACAGUACAAAUCCUCUGCUGAAAAGUUGAAUGAGGAGUUGAAUGCGACCGUGAAUCAACUUAAAGAGUCUUCUGCGGAACGUGACAAGUAUAGUGAGCAGAUACGAGUUCUUGAGAAGCAGUUGGAAGAGUCGCGUGCGGCGCAUGAUAAGUUGACGACGCAGGUUGAAGCGCAGAGUGGUGAUUUGAGUAAGAUGAAGACCCAAUUAGAGUCGUACGAGUCUGCUGAUACUCAUUUGACUAUUUCACAAUUACGUGAGAGUUUGACAGACGCACGUAAUCAAUGUCAUCGAUUACAAGAUCAGAUUGACUUCCUCGAGAAAUUCAGUCAAGAUUCUCAACGUGCAGUAGAAGAGUUGGACAAAUUCAAUCAAGAAUUACAAGAAAAAUUCGAUCAAACAUCAAAAGAACUUCCAGAUUUAAAAUCGCAACUCGAAAAAUCCACCAACGACUUACAGCUUAAACAUUCCGAGCUCGAGAGUCUCAUCGCAGAACUGGCUACCGUGCGUGAAGAAUCCCAAUUCACCAUCAACAAUUUAAAGACCAACGAAGAAUAUCUCUUGAAACAGGUGGAACAGAAUAACAAAGAAUUGGUGGAGGCCAAGAAACGAUACGAUAGUCAAGUUUUAGAUCUGGCGGAUACGUUGCGUAAGUUGAAUGAUAUAGAGCAGAGUUGUAAUAAAUUGCGAAGUGAGAAUGAAAAUUUGAAUUCUCAGAUCGAGUCAUCGCAAGCUACGUUUGCUCAUGAAAAGAAAGUGCUUGAGGAUGAAUUACGUCAAUUGUCUGAAAAAUGCUCUAAACUCCAAGAAGUUAACGAAUUGUACCAGAGACAAAUAGAGAGCAAUGCACCCGCCGAAUCACAGCUAGCGAUUCAAGGUCUACGCAGGCAAUUAGAAGACUUAUUGCGCGAAAGCAACGACUUUAAACUCCAAAACCAAUCGUUCAAACGAGAAUUGGAAGAAGCUCAGAAACUAAUCAAUAACUGGAAGCGCUUAUACGAAGAAGAACACCAAAAAUUACAAACCUCCAAGUACGGAACCGACCUCGCCGAGAAACAAAUACAACUUGACCAAUCGAACGUGCACAAUAGACUCUUGUUUGAAGAAAACCAACGAUUAACAAAGAAUCUCAAAGAACUGGAAACACGGUUGGAGCAAGCGUUAUCUGAUUCUCGGGAAUACGCGAGCAAGGUCACCACUCUUGAAGCUGAAAAACAAAAUCUCGAAGAACGAUGUCGGCGCACACAAAAAAGCUUGGAAACUGAACAGCAACGAUAUACCGCAAUAUUGGCCAGUCGUGCAGAUAUUACACCGGCAGAAGUUGAAAAGUUGAGGAAAACCGAAGAAACUGUGAAAGGACAAUUGAAAAGUGUGACUGAACAGCAUAAAAAGGAGUUGUUAACUCUCAAAAGACAGAUUCUACAAAAACAAGCUGAGGUAUAUAAAAGUGCAAAGAAAAAAGCCGAAGAAUCACGCGAGGCACUUAAAAAGAGAGCUCAAACUACAAUUAGUGCGCAUAAAAACGAAAUAACCAGUUUAAAGGCUCAAAAUGAGACUCUCAAGAACGAGAACACGACACUUAAACAAGACAGUGAAAGUAAGAAGCAAGAAUUUGAGAACCUGAAACAAGAAAAGGACAAGUUGGUCAAAGACUUGUCAGAUGCUACGACCACGAAUUUGAGACAUAACGUACUUAAAUCGGAACUUGAAAAAAAGAAAGAGAUUAUUAAAAGACUUCAGAUUGAGUUGACUCAAUUGAAGUCUAAACCUGCUCAGCAGACACCACCAACUCAACAACAGUCAACAUCGUCACCUGUUGUCGCCGCGACAACUGCUCAACACGCACAAAUUCCCGUCAUACCUGCUGCCAAUCAAACGCCUGCUAUUGCACCUGCUACUCUUACACAUCAAGUGAAUGUUUCUCCGGCUCCUUCUCAAGUAGUGUCAACUCCAUCAGAACUUAUCUCCAUCCCAUCCCCUCAGCCAUCUGAGAAAAUUCCAGCCAAUGUUACAAUUCAGAGAGGAGAGAAACGACCUGGACCCGUAAAAUUGAAUAGAUCUCGAGUUAUCCAGUUACCGACGAUACCUCAUGACAAUACAAACCAGGGUCAAUCGUCAUCUACUGCACCGACCUCACAAACAACAACAAAUACCGUUGAAUCAACUUCCACAGCAAUUCCAGAGCACGAGCCCGUUCCCAUAGCAGUAUCAAGUCCAAUGCCAUCUCAUAAUAUUCAGGAACCUGCUACUACCCCCGCAGAGUCAACACAAGCUGAAACUUCGGAAAACACUGAAACAACGGACCGUAAACGACGGCGAUCAAUAGAUGAUGAUGGUCGUGCUAAUGUAGAAGCUUCGCACAAUUUACAGCAAUCAGGAACAACAGAAAAUACCGAGGGAACUACAUCUGAAAGUGCAGCUGCAACCACCACCACAACAGGAGCAGCUACCAUACAGGAACAACAACCCGAAGCUGAAUCAAAUACAACUGAUGAUUCAGCACCGCCAGUGAAAAGGAUGAAAGUCGAGGGAAAUCAAAAUGAAUAA
Messenger RNA from Ambispora gerdemannii, 5760 nucleotides. NCBI's taxonomy places the organism in Eukaryota, Fungi, Glomeromycota, Glomeromycetes, Archaeosporales, Ambisporaceae. The record is from the annotation of a GenBank genome assembly.